AUGGUGAUGAAGUUGGGAGCACAAAGUCCAGUGGUGAUUUUCAGUAGAAGCACUUGUUGCAUUUCUCAUAGCAUCGAAACCCUAAUUCGCAAUUUUGGUGCAAACCCUAUUGUUUAUGAGCUUGAUAAACUUCAAAAUGGGAAGGAAUUGGAGAAAGCAUUGGUUGAAUUAGGUUGUCAACAAAGUGUGCCUAUUGUGUUCAUUGGGAAUGAGUUAGUUGGUGGUUCUAAUGAAAUUAUGAGUCUCAAUAUUAGAGGCAAACUCAAGCAAUUGCUCAUAAGGGCUAAUGCAAUUUGGGGGUACUGGAUAACUCUGUCCACCUGGAUUUUGGCAGAUAAAAAGAAAUCAUCUGGUGUUUACCUCCGCAAGAUUUAUAUGCUUGAAAUUUGA
Molecule: messenger RNA, 390 nt
Organism: Capsicum annuum
Lineage: Eukaryota; Viridiplantae; Streptophyta; Magnoliopsida; Solanales; Solanaceae
Product: monothiol glutaredoxin-S1
Exons: 2
Coding region: 1-390 (129 amino acids)
Source: RefSeq, a predicted model, not a curated record